AUUACGGAUGACCCAAAUGGGAUUUUGAGGAAUUGGGUCGGGUCUAUUGUGUGUUCUUACGAAGGCGUGUUUUGUGGGAGGGACGAAGAAGGUGGAAGCGUGGUUUCAGGUAUAGAUCUGAACCGUGCAGAUCUUGAAGGGAGUCUUGUCGGGGAACUUGGUCUCCUCACUGAUAUUUCUCUUCUUCACUUGAACAGCAAUAGAUUUUCAGGAACAAUUCCUGAGACUUUUAGAGACCUCUCCUCUCUUCAAGAGUUGGACCUUAGUAACAAUCAAUUCUCCGGUUCUUUCCCCAUGAUCAUUCUCUACAUUCCCAAUCUUGUUUAUUUAGAUAUCAGGUUCAACUGCUUCUCUGGAGCUAUCCCUCAAGAUCUCUUCAACAAGAAACUUGAUGCUAUUUUCCUCAACGACAACCAAUUCGACGGCCAACUCCCAGAAAAUCUUGGGAAUUCCCCAGCUUCUGUCAUAAAUUUAGCUAAUAACAAGUUUACGGGAAGUAUUCCUUUUAGUUUUGGGUUCAUGCGUUCAAGGCUUAAGGAGAUUUUGUUUCUGAAUAACCAGUUGACGGGAUGUAUACCGGAGGGAGUUGGGAUUUUUACAGAGAUGCAGGUGUUUGAUGUGAGCCACAACGAUCUGGGAGGUCAUUUGCCAGACACCAUAUCUUGUCUGACUGAUAUAGAGGUUCUCAAUUUGGCACACAACAGGCUGUCGGGAGAGCUGCCAGCGCCACUAUGUACAUUGAAAAGCCUUGUGAAUCUCACAGUUGCUUAUAAUUUCUUCUCUGGUUUUAGCCAACAAUGUUUCCAGUCCUCCUUCAAGAACAUAGGUUUUGAUUUCUCUCUCAAUUGCAUUCCUGGAAGAAAUAUGCAGAGACCUCGACCAGAGUGCUCUAUAAUUCCUGGAGGAAGCCUCAGUUGUCUCAGAAUGCCAUCACAGCCUCUUCUUUGUGGCACAAUGUUAGCAAAGUCUGCAAAGCCACCGUCUCCAUAAACCAUAUGGACGGAGACACAGAUUUUCCUUUUGGUUUUUUGGACUGUAAUUGUAAACAGGUUAGUGGGGAGUAUCCCAUUAAUUUAACUUAAUUAAUUAGAAUUUGUGAUGGAUUCAGGACGAUCGCCUUGAAUGGAUAAAGGGAUUUGUGAUCGAUUGUCUAGUAGAUAUAAUAAUAAACUAUUCAGGUUCACAGGUUAAGCUACUUUAA
Molecule: messenger RNA, 1201 nt
Organism: Carica papaya (papaya)
Lineage: Eukaryota; Viridiplantae; Streptophyta; Magnoliopsida; Brassicales; Caricaceae
Product: Leucine-rich repeat (LRR) family protein
Molecular function (GO): protein binding
Source: RefSeq, a predicted model, not a curated record